This is a messenger RNA of Sabethes cyaneus, 451 nucleotides long. It is a transcript of the gene l(2)37Cg, whose product is annotated as probable DNA-directed RNA polymerases I and III subunit RPAC2. Gene Ontology annotation, cellular component: RNA polymerase III complex; RNA polymerase I complex. Lineage: Eukaryota; Metazoa; Arthropoda; Insecta; Diptera; Culicidae. Bases 112 to 426 code for a protein of 104 amino acids. Gene Ontology annotation, biological process: DNA-templated transcription. The record is from RefSeq and is a predicted model, not a curated record. The transcript is spliced from 3 exons. Gene Ontology annotation, molecular function: DNA-directed RNA polymerase activity; protein dimerization activity; DNA binding.
UAAAACAAAACAAGAUUUUCAUUCAUCGCGUGCGUAUGGUUUUUCGGGUUUUUCGGAAACUAUUUUAGUUUAGUUUUCUUUCCAGCCAAGUGUAUAUUGCAAAUUUUGGAAAUGCCCAUCUUAGCAGAGCUCGCAGGAGACGAAAGUACCGGAGACAGUUCCCGUACGUUUGUUUUUGAAAACGAAGGCCACACAUUGGGCAAUGUUCUUAAGAGUAUUAUUUGUAAAUACUCCGAUGUUAAUUUUUGCGGAUACACCGUGCCUCAUCCGGCGGAAAACAAAAUGCAUUUUCGUAUUCAAGCUGCGAGAAAUGUCCGUGCUAUCGAUGUACUUAGACGGGGUUUAGAAGAUCUGGAACGAAUAUGUGAUCAUACUAUUGAAACGUUCGAGGCUGCAGUGGCGAUACAUCAGGAAAACUAUAACUAAACUUUAAGAAAAAUCUUUAUGUCUU